AUGAGGGCUCUAACUGUCGUAGCCGUUUUCACGCUUCGCCUAUACGCUCUCUACAGCAAUAUUCCCAGAAUAAGAAAUUACCUCACGUACUUCAUUAUAACUGUUCAGCUUAUACUCACCUGCCUCGGCACCGUGACAGCGGUUAUUACUUCUCAAAAUGUCAUAUGGGUUGAACCUAUGAAUAUCUGCAUCAACAACAAUCCGCCCAUGCGAAUCUACUCCCUUGCCUACGGCUCUCUGCUCGCCAUCGAGAUUCCGAUCUUUCUCGCUAAUCUCUAUCACGCAAUCCGUUUUCGCCGCCAAUGCCCGUCUCUAAAAGGCACAGCGCCAGGCAUAAUCAUCAGGACCUUGCACAAAGAUGGAUUCACCUACUUUGCAGUUAUCUUUACGGCAAGGCUCGUUAUUUGCGCCUUGAUAUGGAGUAGCGUGUCCUUUACAGCCUUGCUUCUAACGUACCUGGAGCUUGCCGUGAUGAUCAUUUAUUCCCAAUUACUCGUUUUGCCAAUGUCCACUGCAGGCCAAUCUGGGUCACUUGUUACUCAGCUCGCUCAGCUCGAGUCCGCGUUUGCUGGAUUACGUGCGACAUUUUAUGUAUCGGCUGCAAUCUUUGUAGUCUGGGUUUGGGAUAUUCCAUUGAAUCUGGAUGACGAAGUCUCCGUUUUGUGGCAACGGAAAGGCAGGGUUAUCAAAACGCUAUACGCGUUGGUUCGAUACACCCCCUUUUGGAUGCUCGGACCCAACCUGUGGAUUUACAACCCCUUUCGUUCUGUUUCAUUAUCAUCAAAGGUGCCCAUUGUCUGUCAUUUGUAUGUCAAGUCUUAUUCGGUCUUUGUUACAUUUCUUUCACACCUCGACAGCUGUAUAUCUUCCUAUAUCACUAUGACACUCACUCAAGGAGUUUGCUGUAUGGCCGUAAUCACUGUUUUCGCCCUUCGCGUAUACGCACUCUACAGUAGCUUUCCUAGGAUGAGGAUAGCACUGAUGAUUGUCAUCACCGCCUGCCAGCUCGCGUUUCUCGCGCUCGGCUUUGUAGCAAUAGCCAUUGCCUCUCGCCGUAUCGUAUGGGUCGAGUCUCUGAACAUUUGUUUCAGUGGCAAUCCACCGAUGAGGAUGUAUUCUCUUCUGUACGGCUCGAUGCUCAUCAUCGAGAUUGUGAUUGUUGUGGCUACUCUCUACCAUGCGAUUCGCUUUCGCCGAGAGUACCCGUCCCUGAAAGGCACUGCGCCAGGGAUCAUCAUCAAGACGCUGCACAAUGAUGGAUUCACUUACUUUCUUGUCAUCUUCACGACGCGAUGCAUCCUUUGCCCGUUGAUAUGGGGUAAUGUGUCGCCAACGGUGUUGCUUCUGACCUAUGUCGAGCUGGUCGUAAUGAGCACGCUAACGAGUCGAUGGAUCCUAUCAUUUCGACAGCUGGCGAUGAGUUUCUGGGGAGAUAGUAUAAUAAUGAUAGCUGAAGCGACGAGUGAUAUUCCAUUGACGACGAUAGAAGUAGCCAGUAUGGAAUUCGAGGCCAUUUCGUGA
Molecule: messenger RNA, 1521 nt
Organism: Serendipita indica DSM 11827
Lineage: Eukaryota; Fungi; Basidiomycota; Agaricomycetes; Sebacinales; Serendipitaceae
Source: the annotation of a GenBank genome assembly